Messenger RNA from Erigeron canadensis, 1338 nucleotides. Its product is annotated as renalase. The record is from RefSeq and is a predicted model, not a curated record. The transcript has 9 exons. Gene Ontology annotation, molecular function: oxidoreductase activity. Lineage: Eukaryota; Viridiplantae; Streptophyta; Magnoliopsida; Asterales; Asteraceae. The coding region runs from base 46 to 1155 and encodes 369 amino acids.
GAUGAUAUGAAGAUGGGGGCAAUUGGCGGGUGAAAUCGUUACACAAUGAACCCCAUUGCUACCAAAGUCGCCGUGAUCGGUACCGGAAUUUCAGGAGCUGUAUGCGCUUCCACUUUAGCCAAAAAUGGCUUUUCGGUCACUGUCUUUGAAUCCGGUCGAGGCCCGGGUGGUCGUAUGUCUCGAAGAAGAGAAAUUGCUGAAGAUGGGAGGGAAUUGUAUUUUGACCAUGGGGCACCUUAUUUUUCAACAACUAACGCUGAUGUGGAGGAGAUGAUAAGAGGUUGGGAAGCAAGAGGUUUUGUUGCUGAGUGGAAACAGAAUUUCGGGUCAUUUGAUUUCAUUACUAAAAGAUUUGUCGACUUCGAAAAGGAAGGAUUAAACAAGAAAUAUGUGGGCAUCCCCGGAAUGAAUUCUAUAUGCAGGGCUCUAUGCCAAGAACAUGGUAUUGAAAGUAAGUUUGGGGUCACGGUUGGGAGUUUGGAAUGGUUACAGAAUAAUGAUUCAUGGUCCUUAAAAGAUUCCAAUGGACAAGAUCUUGGCCAGUUCAACGGAGUGGUGGCAUCAGACAAAAGUACAUUCUCUCAAAGGUUUACACAAAUGACUAGGAAACCGCCUCCUCUUGACCUGAAGCUGAUUCCCGGGCUGGCUAACAUGAAUAAAGAAGUUCCUGUAAGACCAUGUUUUGCUCUUAUGCUGGCAUUUGAAAAUCCUUUGUCUUCGAUACCUGUUAGAGGCUUCUCAUUUGAAAAUUCAAAUGUACUUAGCAGGGCAUUCUGUGAGAGCAGUAAGCCAGGACGUUCCACAUCCAGUGAACGAUGGGUAUUGCAUUCAACAGAACAGUAUGCUGAAAGUAUAAUUGCUCGAGCUGGACUUCAGAAACCUUCAGAUGAAGCACUAUCAGAAAUUGCCGAGGAACUAUUUCGAGAAUUUCAGAAGACCGGACUUGAUGUCUAUGUGCCUUUUUUCAAGAGAGCCCAUCGAUGGGGAAGUGCUUUUCCUGCGGCAAGUAUAGCAGGAGAUGAAAAAUGCAUAUGGGACGGAACAAAAAAACUUGCCAUCUGUGGGGACUUUUGUGUGAGUCCAAAUGUUGAAGGUGCAAUCCUAAGCGGAUUAACUGCCGCCUCGAUAUUUUCUGAAACCUUCAGUCGUUUAUAGGUGAUAAUAAUCAACUAGGUUAAACUUAAGCCUACGAAAUUCGUGAUUGGGAUCUUAUUUUCCUUAAGCUGAGAUAUACUAAUGUGUUAAAUUACAAAGAAAAAUUACCCAGACAGGCAAUAAACAUGUGAAGUGUGGAUAAUAAUUUCCAUAAAGAAUCUUGAAAAAAUGGAUUUCUUGUAA